GAAAAUUUUUGGCUUGGGUUAUUAAAGGAAAACAUUUUAAAUUUUAUGCUGUACAAGUUAGUGGGGGAAUUGAUGUGGGCGACUUGAAAAGUUAUGUGGAAGCAAAAGAAUAUUAUGGGGAUUAA
This is a messenger RNA of Dentiscutata erythropus, 125 nucleotides long. The record is from the annotation of a GenBank genome assembly. NCBI's taxonomy places the organism in Eukaryota, Fungi, Glomeromycota, Glomeromycetes, Diversisporales, Gigasporaceae.